Ylistrum balloti is the source of this 1872-nucleotide messenger RNA. Its product is annotated as proto-oncogene tyrosine-protein kinase ROS-like. Gene Ontology annotation, molecular function: protein binding. The record is from RefSeq and is a predicted model, not a curated record. The transcript has 9 exons. NCBI's taxonomy places the organism in Eukaryota, Metazoa, Mollusca, Bivalvia, Pectinida, Pectinidae. The coding region runs from base 1 to 1872 and encodes 623 amino acids.
AUGCCUGAAAACCGUAGAAGAAAUGUCGCUCCUCAGUCGGUGAUGGCUGCCAUAAGCGGAAGUGAGGUUUUGGGUCAUGCGCGAUGUAUAAAUAAAAGUAAGUCCUUCUCUGCUGUGUUCUUUAUCUGUUUAUUUCUGCCACUACAAGGGACCCAGGCUUUGUUUAAUGCCUCGGGGGACAUACAAGGUAUUGGUGUACAUAUCGCCCGGGAGGCCCUGGUGGUCAGUGUGCAUAGUGAAACCAUCAAACAAGUCCACUAUGUCGAUAUCAAUAACCCGGAGAAUCUGAGACGUGACAUCUACCCGACCUUAACCAACCCCACUGCUAUCUCUGUGGACUGGCUUAGUGAUUUGGUCUAUAUUGUGAAUGAUCUGCAGAUCUACCAAUGUGAGAUUGAUGCGAAUUCCUGUGACACAGUAGCAACAGGGCCUUUGUCUACUACGGUUACAGACCUGGACAUUGAUCCACUGAAUGGGUUUUUAUACUUUACUCAGAGUGGGAACUAUGGAGGUCUUUAUAGGAUUGAUACUGGAGAGAUCCAAAAUUGGGGUCGUUUUUUCACAAGGUCAGCAAAACCUUCAUUAGUCACGUAUUGUGAACUCAGUGCAUUCUUCAUAGACCAUGGUAAUAUGCAGCUGUACUUUCCCAAUGACUCUCAGAACACCAUGCUCACCUCUUUCCUGGAUGGCAGUGGUCAAGAAGACUUACGUAAGGGCAAGGUGUUAUGGCGAAACUUUCACAAUAUAAGCAGCAUGGUCUUCUACAACGGCACUUUUUGGUGGACUAAUGGUGACACAGUGAUGACAGAAGAACACGACAUUGACAGUGACAUUUUAUACCACAACUCCAUUCUCUUCUUUACUCAUCAUUACACCUCCUUCAACCUGUACCUGCCCACCACCCAGCCACCAGCAGUUCCGCACAGUCCACCACAGAACCUGCAAGCACUGUUCACCUCUACCAAGGUCAAAGUCGAGUGGUCACAGCCUCAAAAGUUAUCAUACCAAGGUCAAGGUGCAUGGGCACGUUGGCAGUAUGAGGUCAGCAUCAUGAUGAGAGAGACAGGUGAGGAGACGAUUUUAAGUGGUAUCAAUGGAAAAAGUCUGGAGCAGGUGGACAUGAUCCCGGAUAAAAUUUACGUCAUCAAAGCCAGAGCCUGCUGUAACCUUGGCUGUGGGCCAUGGUCCAGUGAAUUUAUUGGCCGGACUCUGCCUAUAGCUGCUUCAAACGCCACCUUGCUCUUUUCCUGGUGGUUGCGAAGAUCCAACAGAUUGAUAGAGGUUGACAUGUACGGCAAAAGAAUCAGAAUGGCCACCAUUGACUCGAAGGCAGUGUUUAAAGACUUUGCCUGGAGUAGCAGAGAUAUCUAUUGGACUGCAAAUGAUGGCAAAUUAUAUACAUGUGACCGCACCACUCUCGGAUCUUUCACUCAGGUUGCAUUCGCUGGAAAAUCCAUCUCUGCUGUUACAUAUGACUGGCUUGGUCAUAAACUCUACUGGUCUGUCUCUAACUUGGGGGUGAUCCGACGGUCGUCAGUAGAUGGGAGGUCUGUGGAGUUUGUCACCCAGGCAACAGCCCACCAUAUGGCUGUGGACUCACUAGCCGGCAGACUAUACUGGACCACCACCAAUACUUUAGAGUCAGUUGCCCUCAAUGGAGAGGACCAUUAUCUCCACUUCUCUAUCCCAUUUUUCUCUGGUAAACAUGUGAUCAGUCUGACCCUAAACCUGGACAUGGGGAAGGUUCUGUGGUAUGUACGAGGCUACAGGAAACAAGAGUUGUAUAUGACACACCUUGUCAGCAAUGGGGAAGAUCAUGACCUCACACAGCCUUAUACCUUCAUCGGCAGCUUCACAAGUAUAUCUGAGUAA